AUGCAAUCUUUUGCUCAACUAGUUUUAGUGUUAACACGUAUUAAGCACUUGAGAGCCAAAAAAAAUCCCCCAAAAAAAGGUGGUGGUGGAGUUGAAACUUCAAAAAAUGGGAAAGAAAGAGGGGAAGAAGAUGAUGAUGAUAAUGCAACUAAUAAUUUUCCUAAUACACCUUUAUCAUCAUCUUUUAAGAAACUUUCAUUCUCUUCAAAAAUAUUAUUUCAUGAUACUUGGACGCCUGAAGAUUAUGAUCGACGAGGUGAUCAGUCAACUUGUAAUCAGUUAACACCAAUACUUGCACAGCAAAUAAAAGAUGAAUUAAACGAAUUUAAAAUGGGAGAAAUGCAAGUGCAUGAAGAUAGUAGGCAAAAUACACAUUUUUUUGCUUAA
Entrophospora candida is the source of this 387-nucleotide messenger RNA. Lineage: Eukaryota; Fungi; Glomeromycota; Glomeromycetes; Entrophosporales; Entrophosporaceae. The record is from the annotation of a GenBank genome assembly.